AUGAGUGGAUUCAUUAAGUGCCAGCUAUCCUUUGCAUUUGAAUCGGACGGGUCACCGUCAAUGUUAUCUAUAAGAAUCAUCAACGCAGUUGGACUGAGACAUUCACAUUCACGUAUCGCAACACACCUCCUGAGCACAAUGGGGCUACUUGGCGCGGAGCACAAACAGCAAUACGGGUCGAUGCCCACAACCAUGAACAGAUUGUGGGCAUUUAAUAUGAUUAGUUUGCUAUAUGAGUGCCCUGGUCCUGCACCACAGAUCACACGACGCAUUCUGAUAACUGAUCGGAUCACCAGAUUGCCUUCUGGCUUACUAAAAAACAAGCGUAUUGUGUGGAAAUCACAUGUAACGCAACAUGCGUUUUCACGCUGGGGUGUCAACAUAUCUCAAAAGAAAACCGAGAAUCGCGUUGAACAGUGCAAGGGGGACAGAUGGGAUCAUUGUGACAAGUGUGUCGAACGGGAUGAUCACAGUCGUGGACGCGAUUGCACGGCUGAACACAUUCUGGUCCGAUUGAACCGCAAGGCUGAGGUGGCGGUAGAACAGUGA
This is a messenger RNA of Opisthorchis viverrini, 549 nucleotides long. RefSeq lists its product as hypothetical. The transcript is spliced from 3 exons. Lineage: Eukaryota; Metazoa; Platyhelminthes; Trematoda; Opisthorchiida; Opisthorchiidae. The record is from RefSeq and is a predicted model, not a curated record. Bases 1 to 549 code for a protein of 182 amino acids.